Messenger RNA from Beta vulgaris subsp. vulgaris (sugar beet), 3405 nucleotides. Its product is annotated as trihelix transcription factor DF1. NCBI's taxonomy places the organism in Eukaryota, Viridiplantae, Streptophyta, Magnoliopsida, Caryophyllales, Amaranthaceae. The coding region runs from base 483 to 2708 and encodes 741 amino acids. The record is from RefSeq and is a predicted model, not a curated record. The transcript is spliced from 2 exons.
ACAAGAUAAAAGAGAAGGAAGAGAGAGAAAAUGUGAAAGAGAGAGAGAAAGGAGGCAGUGAAGAUUCCAACAGCUGAGAAAAAUAAAAACCACACCAUAAAAAAUAAAUAAAUAAACAACCAGAUCCCCACAACAAAAAAAAAAAAUAUAUAUACAUAUAAAACUUUAGACAACUCAAUCUUUAUAAAAACCCUUGAAUUCACCAUCACCCUUUCUCUCCCCUCUCCUGUUUUUCUAGUUAAAACUCAUAAUAUAUUUUUUUUUUAAUUUUUUGUUCGGGCAAGCUGUAAAUGAAGUAAGAAAAUAAGAAAACAAAACAAAAGAAACUAGUAAAUAGCCUUAGCCCUUAACGAGCAGGCAAAAAUAAUACACAAACUCUCACAUUCUCUCUACUUUCUCUCUCAUCUCCCCACCACCUCAUUCUUUCUUUCUUUCUUUCUUUGUUGUUCUCUCUCAUCUCAUAAUAUAUAUCAUUGAUAUAUAUGCUGGGGACCUCUAGUUUGAUAGGAACCACCGGUGACGGCGGAAGUUCAGCUCAUGAAAGUGGUGGUAGUGGUGGUGGAAGUGGUGAAGGUUUGAUGGGUUCGCAACCAAACAUCGUUGCGACCUCGGUUAUGACAGCUACUAUUGAUAGUGCUGUAUUAGGGGAUGAUGAUAAAAAUAGAAGUGGCGGUGAAUUAUUUGAAGGUGACCGGAGUACAGGAGGUAACCGGUGGCCUAGACAAGAAACACUUGCUUUGCUUAAGAUAAGGUCUGAUAUGGACGUUGUUUUCCGUGAUUCUUCCCUUAAAGGUCCCUUGUGGGAAGAAGUUUCCAGGAAAAUGGCGGAGCUUGGAUAUCAUCGAAGCGCGAAGAAAUGCAAAGAGAAGUUCGAAAAUGUGUAUAAAUACCACAAAAGAACGAAAGAUGGGCGAGUAGGGAAAUCAGAUGGUAAAACGUAUCGAUUUUUCGAUCAAUUAGAAGCACUUGAGCAGCACCAUUUGUCAAUGAGUAUGAUGACAACUUCAUCACUUCCACCUUUACCAUUAGCACAACCUUCGCCUCAAGCAACAGCAACACCACGUGGUCAAACGCAAGCAGCUGCGCAGGCAGCGGUGCCUGUCACAAUGGUAAUACCAGCUGGGACUAGUAUUAACCCAGCUAAUGUUACUGUUCCAUCAAGCCCUCAUCCUAUAAGUGUAGUUCACACCACUAGUAUUAAUCCGCCGCCUCAGCAUCAAUCAAUCAAUGUUAAUCCUGUAAAUCAGGAAUCACACCCGCCGCUGCAACAGCAUCCGUCACCGCAGGUAUUACAGCAUCAGCAUCAACAUCAGCAGCAGCAGCAGACAAUGGGGAUACCAACACACGGGUCGAUCCAGAUGGAGAAUCUGUCAUCCCCGUCUGCCACUCAGUCAUCGUCCUCAUCGACAUCGUCGGAUGAGGAGUUGAUGGGGAGGAGGAAGAGGAAGAGGAAAUGGAAGGAUUUCUUUGAGAGAUUGAUGAAAGAAGUGAUUGAUAAGCAGGAGGAGUUACAGAAGCGGUUUCUUGAAGCGGUUGAAAAGCGAGAGCAUGAUAGAGUGGUAAGGGAGGAAGCAUGGAAGAUGCAAGAGAUGAAUCGAUUGAAUCGAGAGCAUGAGAUUCUUGUGCAAGAAAGGUCUAUGGCUGCUGCUAAAGAUGCCGCUCUCAUUGCUUUUCUGCAAAAGCUUUCCGACCAACAGCAGAUUCCGCUACCCUCGCCCGUCCAAGACCAAGCCCAACCCCAACCUAAAGCCCAAGUACAAGCUGCCCAGGUUCGUACAGCUGCAACUGUCACUCCCAUAGCACAACCACAACCACAAGUACUGCAACAACCUCAAUCACAACCGCAACCACAACCACAACAGCAACCACAACAUCAACCACAACCACAAAUUAAUGUAUCUGAUAGUCCAAUAUCAUUACCAUCGCCAACCCAACCACAACCACAACCACAGCCGCUACCACAACCACAAUCACAACCAAUAACACAAUUGCCCCAGCAGCCGGCACCGCAGCUGCAACAGGCACUAGUGGUGUCGAGCAUCAAUAAUAAUGGGGGCAAUGUGGACCUGCAGAAGACGAAUAAUGGGGAUAAUCUCCUACAGGCUAGCUCGUCAAGGUGGCCAAAGGCGGAAGUCCAAGCAUUGAUCAAUCUGAGGACGAACCUAGAUCAAAAGUACCAAGAGAAUGGGCCUAAAGGACCGCUUUGGGAAGAGAUCUCCGCAGCCAUGCGAAAACAUGGAUACAAUAGGAACGCCAAAAGAUGCAAAGAAAAAUGGGAGAACAUCAACAAGUAUUUCAAGAAAGUCAAGGAGAGCAACAAAAAAAGGCCGGAGGAUUCCAAAACUUGUCCUUACUUCCAUCAAUUGGACGCCCUUUAUAGGGAGAGGAAUAAGAUGGAAAUCAACAGUAUUCCAACCAUUAACACAAGUACUACUCCAACUAUCACGGCCUACGGACAACCACAACACGAGACAUCAAUGGCACCGAUCAUUGCGCAACCGGAGCAACAAUGGCCACUCCAAAGCCACCCAGAGCAAGCAAUGGAGGAUCAAGGAAGUGAAAAUCAAGAUGAUAGUGAAGAUGAUGACAUGGAUGAAGAAGAUGAUGAUGAUCAAGGAAGUGGGUAUGAGAUUGUGGCUAAUAAUAAUGUUAAUGCAGGUUCAAUGACCACCACAACUACCUCUACAAGAACAGCUACAGCUGAAUGAGUGAAUGAAUCAAGUGCGUUAGAAAGCCAAAAAAUGAAAAAACGAAAAAGUUAAAAAUUAGACAGGUUGUUGGGAAGCAUGAAAAUAUGGGGAUUUUUUGAUAAUUUCUUUUGGGACUCAACAUUGGAUCAAGAGAGAGAAAAAAACAUACUAUAUGGUUAUGGGUGUUAGUGACACUUGAAUUGAUAAUCUUUAUCAAGUUAAUAUCCAAGUGGGUCAGAUAAUGAGAGAAGGAAGACAUCUACAGAAAGGGUUGGGUUGGAUUGGAUUGAAUUGAGCCGGAUCUGAACAGGUCAAGUCGAGUCGAGUCGGGCUAGAGCAAUUGGCGAAAGGCAAGACUCCGGAAUACUGUGUAAGCUAUUAUUUUUGGGGGACAGUAAAUUUUUUUAAAUUUCGUUGUUUAAAAUUUGAUAAUUUAUUUAUUGUUUUGCUAAAUAAAUAAAUGGAGAGGAGAGGGAAAAGAAUAGAGUGAUAGAUUGUUUGUUGGGGAUAAAAAAAAUGGGUAUAUGGGUAAACAGGAAUUUAAUGGAAUAAAGACACUAUGGAGAGUACUUGUUUUUCUUUUACUGUUAUUUCAAUUUUUGUUGAUUAAUUGGGGGGUGUAAAAAUGUGUAAUCUGGUUAAUUACUGGUGCGUCUUGUUGUUGUCAAAGAUAAGUUUGUUAUACACUAGUUUUUCAAUUUUUCACAUUCUAUUA